GCCAUUGGAGUAUGGAUUUAGUGAAACGCUGUUGUAUUUCAUCAUCUGUUCUUCACUAGAUCUACUAGAUCAUCUGAGGGAUUUGACUGAAUCAAGAUGCUGCUGAUCAUUGAAGCUCUUCUCAUUUUAGCAGCUCUAGGACAGGAUCACAGCGCUGCUGCAGAACAGAUAUUUCCAUUGGAUAUGGCACCGAAUACAGUUGAUGAUCAAUAUGACGGUUGUAGAGAGAAAAUGGCGAAUCUGGUGAAGACUAAAUAUCUGGAGGACGAAAUGUCUGACUCUGAAUCUGAAUUUACAAUAGCUUGGAAAUAUGCUGAAAAGAAAUACAAGCCACCAGGGGAUAACUUGACAAAGAAUCACUCAAUUGCUAUUUAUGUGUACACAAGCUCCAUUUUAAAGCUAUAUAAGCAUUUCAAUGAUGCUGUUCGCAAUGACAAGAAAAAAUACAAAAACAAAACAUUCGAAUGGUAUUCACUUCACUUUUUGUUAACAGACGCAAUACAGAUUCUGAAGAAAACACAAAAAGGAUGCUAUUCAACUUAUCGUGGUACAAAUGUUAAAUUUAACAAGAAAGUUCUGAACAAUGAGGUUCGUUUCGGCUCAUUUUCUUCUUCCUCUUUGAAUCGUAACAGAACAAGGUUUUUUGGAAAUAAAUCUUGUUUUGUAAUCAAAACUUGUGAAGGUGCUGCUCUGACUAAAUACUCUAAGCUUCCUCGUGAGAAAGAGGUGCUGAUUCCUCCAUAUGAGAAGUUUAAAGUCACUGCUGUCAAGACAAGAAGAGAUCAGAAAGAUCUCUGGUGUGACACUGUGUUCACUUUAAAAAGCACUGGAGCAAGAAGUGACCUGAACUGUGCAGUGGCAUUUAAUAAACCAUAACAAAGUACUACACUAAUAGUACUAUUCUAAAUGUCAUAAUCAUUUGUUAAAAAAA
This is a messenger RNA of Rhinichthys klamathensis goyatoka, 931 nucleotides long. RefSeq names its product T-cell ecto-ADP-ribosyltransferase 2-like. Bases 97 to 876 code for a protein of 259 amino acids. Lineage: Eukaryota; Metazoa; Chordata; Actinopteri; Cypriniformes; Leuciscidae. The transcript has 2 exons. The record is from RefSeq and is a predicted model, not a curated record. Gene Ontology annotation, molecular function: NAD+-protein-arginine ADP-ribosyltransferase activity; NAD+ poly-ADP-ribosyltransferase activity.